Phaeodactylum tricornutum CCAP 1055/1 is the source of this 1137-nucleotide messenger RNA. RefSeq lists its product with no specific name. The transcript has 2 exons. The record is from RefSeq and is a predicted model, not a curated record. Bases 1 to 1137 code for a protein of 378 amino acids. NCBI's taxonomy places the organism in Eukaryota, Bacillariophyta, Bacillariophyceae, Surirellales, Neidiaceae. Gene Ontology annotation, cellular component: extrinsic component of mitochondrial inner membrane.
AUGUCACCACGCUCGGGUCGUCAAUGCUGUACAGUGUCAUGUGCGGGUGUCCCCAAAGUGCGUCCUCGGCUCGUUUCCCCCAGGGUGUAUGGCCGUCGGUCGGUACACCCGCGCAACCUAGUUCCGACACGGCCCUACCAUGACGAUGCCCUCCAAUGGGCAGCGAAACAUCGAGAAGCGGCACAAGCCUGCCUUGAGAUACCACCACUCAAACAACACGAUGACUACCUGGUCCGUCAGUGUGCUACCUGGAGCGACUAUAUGCGUUUGCGAGGAUGGGAUCACGACAAAACGCUCCAACGUUUCGGAUUUCGAAGCGACUCCGAAAGGAGUCGGACCCGAUCCUUUGCACAAGCCCUUGUCAGUCACGUCCUUUCUGCUCCCCUUACCUUACGGUACAAUUUGCCAUGGUUGUCAGUAGAACCGCAACUGGCAAUUGGAGAUAUUACCCGGGAGCGAUACUAUCGGAGGAUUUGUUGUGUCGGCGCCCGAGCCGAAGCUACCUUGCCCUUGGAAUAUUGGAAAGAAUGGCUCAUUCUCGAAAGACAGCAUUUUGCAAGAGAGCAGAAAACCCAUAAGAUUUCCUCACCAUCUCUUGUCAACUCUAAGCUGCAAUUGUAUCCCAAGGCCGUCGCACGUGUUGUCCUACGAGGAAUCUACCUUGACUCUGCAAUGGCUCUGGAAUCUACCUUGACUCUGCAAUGGCUCUCGAAUCAAACCUUCCACGAGUACGUGGCGCAAAUACACGGUUUAUAUCCGGAAAUGUUGCCAUCGCGGUCACUAUCGCCAGUGUCACUAUUGCCUUGGGAUGCCUAUGCAUUGUUCAAUCCAGGACUCGGGCAUCAUCAUUUAAAACAAAGUUGGCAACCUACUUUGCAAUUACUGGCUAGCGAACUCCAGCAACAUUCCAAGCCGAUCCUUUGUACGGCACAUUCGAGUCUCGAUGCUGAACGUGACGAGAAAGAGCUACGACGCGUGAUCGUUGGCGGCGGUCACCAGCCUGACGGCUUUCUGUUGGAAUACCAAAAGAAUGCCUGGGCGAGCCAAAUUUCGUAUCAGGAUCCCUUCGAUCGAAAUCAUGUAGUCCAUCCUAAUGCAUUUGCUGCUAGACUAUACGCUGCCGGGGAUAGAGACUAG